UUGCCAUCUGAAUAUUUGAACACUGACUGUGAAUUUACGGUUUUUUUAACGUAUGAUUUCAACUCACUGAAGCCUUCUUACUCUCAAGAGCUGAAUUUGCCUUUACUUUACUGUCAGUCGCCUUCGCGUCUGUGCUGUUCAUCCGAAAAUCGCCCAGCUGAUUGUUUCUUCAUGCAGCAAGCCGGUAAUCGAUGCAUGCUUCUUAUAAAAGAAAGUAAUGAGCCCAAUACAGUGAUAGGCGGUAUACCGCUGCAUCGGGAAUAUUGCGUUGUUUAUGAUGCGAAAAAUCUGAAGAUUGGUUUUGCCUCUCCAUUGGUCAGCAGCGGUGAUUCUUUCAACGGUGAUCAGCAGUGGGUAGAUGUUUGA
This is a messenger RNA of Gongylonema pulchrum, 366 nucleotides long. The record is from the annotation of a GenBank genome assembly. Lineage: Eukaryota; Metazoa; Nematoda; Chromadorea; Rhabditida; Gongylonematidae.